GAAGAAGAAGCAGAAGAAGAAGUAGUGAGAUCAGCUGACUGAGUUGACGGCUAACAGAGCAGCUAACAGUCAACAUGGCGUUCAUCACCGCCAGCUGGAACCCGCUGGGAGACGCUUUCUACCGUAAGACGGAGCUGUAUGAGAUGUGUUGGAGUCUGAGGGACGGACUCAGAGACUGUCUGGUGGCUGCAGCUCCAUAUGGAGGACCAAUAGCUCUCCUGAGAGAACCUCUCAGACGUUCUCCGAGUUCUCGUCCUCAGUUGGAGAUCUAUUCUGCGUCUGGAGGUUCCAUCGCCAGCUUCCCGUGGAAGAGUGGUGCAGUGGUGCAGCUGGGUUGGACGGUCAGUGAUGAGCUUCUGUGUAUUCAGGAAGACGGUUCAGUCCUGAUCUACGACCUGUUCGGAUCCUUUAAGAGACACUUCAGCAUGGGACAGGAGGUGGUCCAGACUCAGGUGUUGGAGGCCAAAGUGUUCCACUCUCCAUAUGGGACAGGGGUCGCCAUAGUAACAGGCUCCUCCCGCUUCACCUUAGCAACCAACAUCGACGACCUGAAGCUCAGGAGGUUACCUGAAGUCCCAGGUCUGCAGGGACCCCCGUCCUGCUGGGCCGUCCUCACCCAGGACAGGCAGACCAAAGUCCUGCUGGCUACUGGACCAGACCUCUACAUCCUGGACAACACAUCCUGCACCGCUGUGAGUCCCCCAGGUCUUGGUCCUCAGGCCGGCAGCAUUGUCCAUAUGUGUGUUUCCUUCAGUUAUAAAUACCUGGCUCUCUUCACUGACUCCGGACACCUGUGGACAGGCCCCUCCCACCUGCAGGACAAACUGAGUGAGGUCGACACCAAGGUGAGGAUGUCUCCCAAACAGAUGGUGUGGUGCCGCAGACCAAAGUCCCAGCAGCCGUCUGUGGUGUUGAUGUGGGACCGACUCCUCCUGGUGGCCGGAGUCUGUAGUGACACCAUCCAGUUUCCAUUGGACGAUCAGUGUGUGUGUGUGGGCGAGCUGGACGGGGUGCGGAUCAUCAGCUCGUCCAAUCAGGAGCUGCUGCAGGAGGUUCCUUUGGUCUGUCAGGACAUCUUUAAAAUCGCCUCCAUGGCGCCCGGAGCCCUGCUGCUGGAGGCCCACCGCGAGUAUGAGAAGUGUAGUCAAAAGGCUGAUGAGUACCUGCGGGAGAUCAAGGAGCAAAGCAUGCUGGGAGAAGCAGUGAGACAGUGUGUGGAGGCAGCAGGACACGAGUAUGACUCCAAUACCCAGAAGUCCCUGCUCAGGGCGGCGUCCUUCGGGAAGUGUUUCCUCACAGACUUCAGUGCUGAAUCGUUCGUGUCGACCUGCAGAGAGCUGCGAGUGCUGAACGCCGUCAGAGACGCUGCGGUCGCUCUGCCGCUCACACACACUCAAUUCAAACAGAUGACUCUGCAGGUGCUGAUCGACAGGUUGGUGUAUCGGCAGUUUUAUCCGUUAGCGAUAGAAAUCUGUCGUUAUCUGAAGAUUCCAGAUUAUCAAGGAGUCAGCAGAGUCCUCAAGCACUGGGCUUCCUGCAAGGUGCAGCAGAAGGACCUAUCAGAUGAGUCCAUUUCCAGAGCCGUGUGUAUGAAGGUCGGAGACUCAGCCGGAGUUUCUUAUUCUGACAUCGCUGCUAAAGCCUUCGAGUGCGGCCGCACCGAGCUCGCCAUCAAGCUGCUGGACUACGAGGCUCGCUCAGGUGAGCAGGUUCCUCUGCUGCUGAAGAUGAAGAGGAGUCAGCUGGCUCUGAGUAAAGCCGUGGAGAGUGGAGACACUGACCUGGUGUACACCGUGGUGAGUUACCUGAAGAACGAGAUGAACAGAGGAGAUUUCUUUAUGACUCUGAGGAACCAGCCGGUCGCUCUCAGCCUCUACAGACAGUUCUGUAAGCUGCAGGAACAGGAAACGCUGAAGGAUCUUUACAACCAGGAUGACGACCACCAAGAGCUCGCUAAUUACUACGUUACUGCCAGUUACAGAGAAAAGCGGUUGGAGAGCCGGCUGUCCCUCCUGCAGACGGCUGUGGACGAAUUCAAUAAGGCCAAGAACGAGUUUGCUGCCAAGGCCACCGAAGAAGAGAUGAAACUGCUGCGAUUCCAGAGAAAACUGGAUGAUGAGAAAGGGGCGGGCUACUGGGACUGUCUCUACAGGCAACCAUGGAGGCUCUGCUGGCGUUAGGACUUCAAAAACAGGCGGAGCAGCUUUACAGAGACUUCAGAGUCCCUGAUAAGAGGUACUGGUGGCUCAAACUGAAGUCUUUGGCAGAGAAGGAGGAGUGGGAGGAGUUAGAAAAGUUCUCCAAGAGUAAGAAGUCUCCUAUUGGCUACCUGGCCUUCGUGGAAGUCUGCAUGAAGAGUAACAACAAGUAUGAAGCCAAGAAGUACGUUACCAAGGUGACGCCUGAGCAGAGGGUCAAAGCUCACCUGGCUGUCAGGUAAGACUCUGACCUGCUCCACAUUACUACCUGUCAACCAAUCAGAUCACUUCAUACAAUAAAGAGAUCAAUAUAUUUAUAGAUGAUUAUUGAUCCAGACAUCAUCCAUCUCAUAUCAUCAUGUUAAAGAUCUGAUCAGACAGGUGAGGACAGACAGGUGAGGACAGACAGGUGAGGACAGACAGGUGAGGACAGACAGGUGAGAUCAGACAGGUGAGGACAGACAGGUGAGGACAGACAGGUGAACACAGACAGGUGAGGACAGACAGGUGAGGACAGACAGGUGAGGACAGACAGGUGAGGACAGACAGGUGAACACAGACAGGUGAAGACAGACAGGUGAGGACAGACAGGUGAGAUCAGACAGGUGAGGACAGACAGGUGAGAUCAGACAGGUGAGGACAGACAGGUGAGGACAGACAGGUGAACACAGACAGGUGAAGACAGACAAGUGAGGACAGACAGGUGAGGACAGACAGGUGAGAUCAGACAGGUGAGGACAGACAGGUGGAGACAGACAGGUGAGGACAGACAGGUGAACACAGACAGGUGAGGACAGACAGGUGGAGACAGACAGGUGAGGACAGACAGGUGAGGACAGACAGGUGAACACAGACAGGUGAGGACAGACAGGUGGAGACAGACAGGUGAACACAGACAGAUGAGGACAGACAGGUGAACACAGACAGGUGAGCACAGACAGGUGAAGACAGACAGGUGAGGACAGACAGGUGAGGACAGACAGGUGAGGACAGACAGGUGAGACACAGACAGGUGAGACACAGACAGGUGAGGACAGACAGGUGAGGACAGACAGGUGAGACACAGACAGGUGGAGACAGACAGGUGAGGACAGACAGGUGAGGACAGACAGGUGAGGACAGACAGGUGAGGACAGACAGGUGAGGACAGACAGGUGAGACACAGACAGGUGAGACACAGACAGGUGAGGACAGACAGGUGAGGACAGACAGGUGAACACAGACAGGUGAGGACAGACAGGUGGAGACAGACAGGUGGAGACAGACAGGUGAGGACAGACAGGUGAACACAGACAGGUGAGGACAGACAGGUGAACACAGACAGGUGAACACAGACAGGUGGAGACAGACAGGUGAGGACAGACAGGUGAACACAGUCAGGUGAACACAGACAGGUGAGGACAGACAGGUGGAGACAGACAGGUGAGGACAGACAGGUGGAGACAGACAGGUGAGGACAGACAGGUGGGGACAGACAGGUGAACACAGACAGGUAAACUCUUCUUCUCCUCUCAGUGACCUGGAGGGAGCAGCGGACGCAGCGAUCGAGCGCAGGAGCGAAUCAGAGAUGGGGGCGGUUCUGUCCAGAUGCUCCGACUCUGACCGGCUGUUGAUUGACAGGCUGAAUCGAGCCAAAGCCUCCGCUGCCAAAA
Messenger RNA from Scomber scombrus (Atlantic mackerel), 3850 nucleotides. RefSeq names its product VPS16 core subunit of CORVET and HOPS complexes (gene vps16). Gene Ontology annotation, cellular component: endosome; HOPS complex; cytoplasm. The transcript has 25 exons. The coding region runs from base 75 to 2180 and encodes 701 amino acids. The record is from RefSeq and is a predicted model, not a curated record. Gene Ontology annotation, molecular function: actin binding. Lineage: Eukaryota; Metazoa; Chordata; Actinopteri; Scombriformes; Scombridae. Gene Ontology annotation, biological process: vacuole fusion, non-autophagic; endosomal transport; intracellular protein transport.